AUGGAGUUGGGGGUGUGGGUCACAUGGAAUGUGAGGGGAUUAUGUGGCUCAGGGAAGAGGAGGGUGGUGAAGCAUGCAGUGUCUAAACUAAAGCCAACGGUGCUGCUGUUUCAGGAAACAAAGCUUGAUGCUCAGAGACAACACAAUUUGGAGGAUAUGGCCAAGACCUUACAUAUGGGUCUUGUGACCGUACCAGCAUCAGGGACAUCAGGAGGGUUAGCAACAUUGUGGAGAUUAGGUUCCUUGGAGGUUGUGGGGUUGAGGUGUGAGAGCAGGUACAUACUUUUAUUUGUUAAGUACCCAGGUAUAGCUGAAAUUUUGUUGGUGGGGAAUAUAUACGGGGCUCAUACAGGGGAAAAUCGAAGACUGAUGUAUGCAGAAUUGUUGGAGGCAAUGCGAGGUCAUAUUGGGGGUAUGAUUCUAGGGGGUGACUAUAACACAAUUUUAAAGGAUGGGGAGAGGAAAAAUGAGGCAGGAUUGGGAGUGGGGGAUCGUGAGUUUAAGGAGUUUGUGGGUGAGGCAGGACUGCUGGAUUUCCCUCUUCAUAAUUCACAAUUCACUUGGUUCUCCUCGCGCAACAAUGGCAUCUGGAGCAGACUGGACAGAUGGUUUGUAUCGGAGGAUUUAAUGAUGCUAUGUACUAAUGUCACACAGACAGUGUUGGAUUGGAGCUGCUCUGAUCAUCGUGCGGUCUCAAUCUCUUUUGGGUCAAAAGAUUUUGGACCAAAGCCAUUUUAUUAUUUCAAUCACUGGGUAUUGGAGGAUGGUUUCCAGGAGCUUGUGCGGGACUGGUGGGAUUCAGCUAUAGUUGAGGGCUGGUCUGGCUUUGUAUUACAGUCCAAGUUAAAGGGACUAAGGGUGAAAAUUAGAGAGUGGAGAAAAAAGAAAGGUUCCUGGGGUGUGGAGAAAAUAAAGAUUUUAGAGGAAUCAUUGAAUGACAUUAUGCAACGGAUGGAAAAUGAGGGAGUGUCUGAGAACUUGAGGAGAGACAGGUUGGUUAUUUUAGAGGAUUUAUGGAAGGAAUAUCGAGUGGAAGAACGAACUUGGCUUGCUAAAUCAAGGCUGCGUUGGAUGAAAGAGGGAGACCGAAAAUCUCGUUAUUUCCAUAAGGUAUGCAAAGUCAAGAUGGCUAAGAAGAACUUGAGUCAGUUGGAGUUUGGAGGCAGAGUGCUGGAGGAUCCUAAUGAGAUAAAGGAAGCUAUUAAACAGCAUUUUCAGACUUUCUUUCAACAAGAGGCGUGUGCAAGACCAGUUCUCCGUAGCCCGGGAGUUAGUGGGAUUGGAGGGGUGUUGCAUAAUUCAAAUGGCAACAUUUUGGCUUAUUUCUCCAUGUCAACUGGUAUUUUGUGGGCUUAUGAGGCGGAGGUUCUUAUUGAAAGUGAUUCUACGUUAGCAAUAGGGUGGACUUUAAAUAGUCAUAGGAGACCAUGGAAGUUACAACAGAUUUUUAAUCAGAUUGAUUAUCUGUGGGAAUUGGUAUCUUGUGUGGGAAUACAACACAUUCUAAGGGAGGGUAAUGGAGUAGCUGAUUUUUGGGCUAAACAAGGAUGUGGCAGAUCUGAUGUAAUUUGGUCUUUCACUGAGACCAAUUUUUAG
Lotus japonicus is the source of this 1596-nucleotide messenger RNA. RefSeq lists its product as uncharacterized. Bases 1 to 1596 code for a protein of 531 amino acids. The transcript is spliced from 3 exons. The record is from RefSeq and is a predicted model, not a curated record. Lineage: Eukaryota; Viridiplantae; Streptophyta; Magnoliopsida; Fabales; Fabaceae. Gene Ontology annotation, molecular function: catalytic activity; nucleic acid binding.